Messenger RNA from Triplophysa rosa, 1377 nucleotides. RefSeq lists its product as uncharacterized. The transcript has 3 exons. NCBI's taxonomy places the organism in Eukaryota, Metazoa, Chordata, Actinopteri, Cypriniformes, Nemacheilidae. The record is from RefSeq and is a predicted model, not a curated record. Bases 1 to 1377 code for a protein of 458 amino acids.
AUGGAAGCGUCUGACAUUGAACCUAGCGUUGGAAAGUUCAUACAUAGCCAGUAUGGUAUAAGACCCUUAACAAAGCUGGCUGCCGCUGCACCGAAGAACAGCAUGAAAAAUAAACCUUCCUCUGAUGAUCCAUAUGCAGUGGGGUCUGAGGCAGAGCAACUUGUGCCUCUCCAGCUGAAGCCUGAAGGUGAGCUGUUCACCUGCUGUGAUGGCACAGAAGAUAUCAGCCAGAGCUCCUCCAAUGACACACCUGCGCCAAAGAGACCCGUCUGCCAACCCUGCAGUCCUGAUGAACAUGGGGACACCACCACAGAACAAGACAGCUCCAAUGAGGAGGAGGUUGUUUCCAAAGAGAAGGCUGAAGAGUUAAGUGAAGAGGAGACGUCUUAUGAAGAGGUAUUUGAGACUGAUGAGGGAGAGAUGGAGGAAGAACUUCUCGAGGUUGUGAGAGGGGGAGAGAGCUCAGAGGAGGAGGAUGUAGAGGCUGACAUGGAUGUUGAGGAAUCUGUGGAAGUGGAGGUUCAUCAGAUUGAGGAGGAGGUUCAUCAGACUGAGGUUGAAGAGGAGGUUCAUCAAACUGAGGGUGAGGUUGAGGAGGAAGAGGAGGUUCAUCAUACUGAGGAUGAGGUUGAGGAGGAAGAGGAGGUUCAUCAGAUUGAGGAGGAGGUUCAUCAGACUGAGGUUGAAGAUGAGGUUCAUCAAACUGAGGGUGAGGUUGAGGAGGAAGAGGAGGUUCAUCAAACUGAGGGUGAGGUUGAGGAGGAAGAGGAGGUUCAUCAGACUGAGGAUGAGGUUGAGGAGGAAGAGGAGGUUCAUCAGACUGAGGAUGAGGUUGAGGAGGAAGAGGAGGUUCAUCAGACUGAGGAUGAGGUUGAGGAGGAAGAGGAGGUUCAUCAGACUGAUGAUGAGGUUGAGGAGGAGGUUCAUCAAACUGAGAAUGAGGUUGAGGAGGAAGAGGAGGUUUCUCAAACUGAAGAAGAGGUAAAUGAGGAAUCAUCUCAGACUCAGGUGGAGGUACUGGAGAAGGAGGAGGUUAUUCAACAUGAUGAGGUGGCAGAUGAGGUUCCAAGUUCUGAAGAAGAGGCAGAGAUGGUUCCUCAGCCUGAAGAACCACUGGAGCACAUAGAGAAUGUCUCAGAGGAGUCUACAUCUGUGGAAGAACCUGAAGAUGAAAUAGAGGAGGCGGAUGCAGCAGCUGCUGAAGAACAAGCAGCAGAGGUUGUUGAGGAGGUUGUGGAAAUAACCCAAGAAGAAACGGAGGAUGUGACAGAAACUACUCCAGAAGAUGUGGUCCAAGAUGUUCCUGCACCUGCUGGAGAAGUCACAGUGUCAGCUGACAAUCCAGCACUCAAAGAAACUAUGAAAGGUACAGUAUGA